AUGUUCCUCUCCUUCCCCUUUUUCACUAUAGCAGCUCUCGAGCAGUUCAUCGUCCCCAACAAAUUCUCCAUUGCACCCGAAGGGUCAAAAGAAAAAUUCAUACAAGAAUAUUCGUGGCAUCAAUUUGUCCUUCUCGCCCUCACAAUUGCUGUCGGAUUUGCCAGAGGUGUUCCUGCUACAGACGCGCCAGACGAGCCCCAGCGUCUUUCGAAUGUGAAGAAGCCGAUGUAUUUUGUGAUUGGUUAUGGUAUCUUGCAAGCGAUUCUCGGGAUAUCGCUGACUUUUUUGUAUUCUCCCGAUUCGGAGACAAGAUACCUCAUAACCACUGUUUCCCAAAUUCUACUGGUAAUGCUUCUCAGCUACUACGCUGCACCAAUGUUUUUUACGUGUACUAUGUGGUACACUUGGAUUAUAUUUCCAGCUAUCAUAUGUAUGAUUGGUGGUUGUAAGGCACUCUUCGCACAUCAACUAGAUUGUUACAAAACUCUAUUCAUAUUUUGGAUAAUGAUGAUAUUCUUUGGUCUACUCGACAUGUAUCUGAUGGCUGUUAAUCACAUUUACGAUGGUUGUUUUCAUUUUCAACAUCGAGCACCCACUCCUCGUUAUCCAGAAUGGUUAAUGUAUCGCCCACCUCAUCCGAUACCUACUGUUCGUUAUUAA
Caenorhabditis remanei is the source of this 660-nucleotide messenger RNA. RefSeq lists its product as uncharacterized. The coding region runs from base 1 to 660 and encodes 219 amino acids. The record is from RefSeq and is a predicted model, not a curated record. The transcript has 3 exons. NCBI's taxonomy places the organism in Eukaryota, Metazoa, Nematoda, Chromadorea, Rhabditida, Rhabditidae.